Pocillopora meandrina is the source of this 6412-nucleotide messenger RNA. The record is from the annotation of a GenBank genome assembly. NCBI's taxonomy places the organism in Eukaryota, Metazoa, Cnidaria, Anthozoa, Scleractinia, Pocilloporidae.
CUGGGUAUGAAUUUUUCGACGCAUGCGAAAAUGAAUACUUCCGCUUCCUGUAAACACGACGCGGAGAAAACGAACGUCAAAUUUUCAACAUGGGGGGAGGCGAUUUGGUAAGUUUCAAGUUAAAAUACCAAGCGAUCGAGCUUCUAUGAGGUAUUUUUGAGAAUAUUUUAAUGGAAAUUAUUUUUUAUUUGACUCUUUUCCUGUUUUAAACAGAAUUUGAAGAAGAGCUGGCAUCCACAAACGUUACGAAAUGUGGAAAAAGUGUGGAAAGCAGAGCAAAAGGCUGAAGCGGAGGCGAAAAAGAUCGACCAGCUACGAAAGGAACUGGAGGAAGAGAGGGCUAGAGAAGGGAUGCAGAGACAUGCAGUGGAACAAGGAAUAGCUAAGUGAGUGAAGGGAUAGAAGAUACAGAUGUAACUGAUUUCAGAGAAAAGGGCUAACUGCAUGAAAACUCUUACUGCUACCAGCUUGUUCUGAUAAUUCGAUAAGUUUGCUGCGUUCUUCAAUCCAUGAAGAUCUGAUUUUAAUUCUCUUCUCUUGCUGCCACAAAUUUCCUUGUAAAUUAGUUACGAUAAAAAGGUGUUAGAUCAAGAUAACUUUUACGUGAUAAGUUUUGAGCACUCUCAUUACUUGUUUGGCCACGGUUGAUAAUGUAUAGUUGUUAUAUUAUUAUAAGUUGCAUUUUAUUUACUUCUGUGAGUUCAAGGGUUAACUCCCAAAGCGAUCAAAUGUAACCUACCCUCACAAUUUCAAUAGGUUAUUCUCCAAGCAAGUGAGGAGAAUAGACAGACUUGACAGUUUUGCUAGACUAUCUUAAAAUAACAUGAAAUUAUCAUAACCUAUUUACAAGGAAGUGUAUAGCAGCUACAAGGAAGAUUUACCAAUUAUAUCUUGGUGUUAAUCUACUGUUGUGUGUCCACAAAUGGUGCAAUCUGAUUGGCUGCACUACCUGCUCUCACUUCCUCGGUACUAAGGAAAGUGAGUAACCUAACAGAAUUUUAAAAUAAAAGUAAAAUGAAAACAUGUUAACUUGUUAAAUUCGGAAAAAGAGGAGAUAUAUAUUAAAACAAUGAAAUGUUUUUCUCUUGAUUUUUAUAGGUGAUAGUUUCUUGGUGUGUCAAUCCUAUCAACCAUCAUGCUUUAUGAAUCUCCAGAUUGGGAUCUAAUUUGUUAAUUAUGCCUUGUGGUAACUUUUUUUUUAUCUUGUAAUUGCAUCGCAGGAAAAAAGGAGAACGGCUUGAUUGGAUGUAUGCUGCAGCUGCAGGCCAAGUGGAUCGUGAACUGUAUCUACUGGGAAAAGCUGUUGAUAAGGCAGUAGACCCCAUGGCACAGGAUGAUGAAGAGGUGUGUGAAAAACUUUAAGCUAUGGUUUACAAAGCUCAGAGAAUUGUACAAAUUUUGAUCAAUUAGAAAGCAUUUAUCAUAUUUCUUUGGUCCUGCAGCAAAGCUGGAACAGUUUUGACUUUAAAAACUGGGAGAAAUCCAAAAUUCUGAAAGCCAAAAUUAUGUUCACUUGAUGAAUGCCUUUUUUUCACCUUGUGAAAUUCACUUGUAGCUGGCUCUUAGCAACACCCCUAUGUUUUGAAUUAUUCCAAGGCUGUUAGUAGGAAAUGUAAUAGAUGUAUGAUCUGAACUGGGUUGACAACUUAUACAAGCAUUGUGUUUGUGUAGCAAGCAUAGUGUGUUGCAAAGCAACAUGGCCUUCUUGGAGGGCCAGGCUUUGUUCCCAAGAAAAAUUUGAAAUUUUAUACUCUUUCAGUUGUGUUUCCAGUAUUCUGAGACAUAUUUGAGUAACUUUUUUUGGUCAGACAUUGAUGUUAGAAUCAGUUCAAAAAUACUCAUUUUUUGUCCUAGAUCACAAUUCACAAAAUAGCAAGCACAAAUGAUCUGACUGCAAGCAGCUUUCUUCUGCUUACCAGCUUCUAAAGACAAACUUGUAUUUCUGUUGCAGGAAUCAUCUGCCCCAGGUGCCUCUUUCAUGAAUGACACCACUGCCAACACAGCAAAUGACUUGGCAGCUAAGGUGCGAGACGAUCCACUGUUUCUGAUCAAGAAGAAAGAAGAGGAGAAAAGGAAAGAGCUGAUCAAUAAUCCUGUGAAGAUGAAGCAGUUAAAACAAAUGCUUCAAGCUAAUUUGGAAAAGUCAAAGAAGAAGAAGAAGAAGAAAGAUAAGAAAAAGAAAAGUAAACAAGAAAGAGAGGAAAAGAGAAAGAAAAGGCAUGCUGACACAAGCAGUGAGUCACAAGAAGAUGAAAGGGAAGUGACACCAGAAAAUGGGAAAAAAAGAAGUGGUCGAGACAGAAAAAGGAGUGGUGAUACAGAUGAGAAUUUGAGAGAAAUGUUGAAUGGAAAGAAGAAAAGGAGAAAGGAGAGACACAGAGAUAACAGUGAUGACUCAGAAGAAGAUGUGGGAGAAAGAAAAAAAGAAAAUGAGAAAAAGAGAUCAGUGGAAAAUGGAAAGGAUGUGAGGAAUGGUUUUCACCGGGAUCAGCAAUAUUCACAAAGGUAAGUUGCUGAUUUAUGAAAAGCAGUUACAUCUAUUAUCUGUUCUCCCAUGGACCCUGUCACCUGUCUGUUUUAUUAAGUGUAGGUAUUUUUUACCAGAAAUUACCUCUUGGUCUCUCCCGGGGGUGAAAGGGCCAACCAGUCAGAAUGCUAUGGUAAUUUUUCUUAGAAGGAGAAUUAAUAACCCAAAUUCAUCUGGCUUCAGACUUUGCUAAACCCUUUUCACCUGUUCUCUUGACAUUUUCUUUAUUACUGACAAAGAGAAUUUGUUUUAUGAUCAGGAGCUUCUUAUCUGGAGAUCAUUUCCUUUCUUCUUAUGACCUUAAUCUGUGAUUUGGGGCUGAUAUUGUAGGGAGAAAUUAGAUGCUGGUCACCCUAAGGAGUUGAAGCGUUAAGGAAAUUUAUUCAACAGUUAAUAAUAAUAAUAAUAAUAAUAAUAAUAAUAAUGAUAUUGAUAGAAAAUUUACAUAUCGCUUAAGACUGUGUACACAUUCAAAAGCACUUUACAUUACAUUAAGGAUCAUAGGCUAGUAUUAAUCACUUUCCUAAAACGAAAUGUUCUAAGUUGUUUCUUUAAAGUAGCCAGGCUGCUACAGGAUCUGAUUGGUAAGGGCAACAAGUUCCAUAAGGCAGGAGUAGCAUGAGCAAAGGCGCAAUCCCAUGAAUGAGAUCUUUUUGAUCCAGAUAAAGGCUAAAAAACUUUGCCAUCUGAAAUUUUUUUUUAAAGGAGAAGAAUUGAUGAUGAGAAUGAAAGAAGGACACACAGAAAUGGAGACCAUUUCUCCUACAGACACAGGUAAUGAAGGAAUUAAAUUUGUUUUUAAACAUGGCACCAAGCUCAAUUUUUUUCAAACCCGCCAUUUGGCGACCUCAAAACAUUAAGUGGUGGCCAGGAAAAGAAAAAGAAACUUUGUGGAAUAUUAAAUGAUGUACUUAAUCUUUGACCACACUGCUGUCUUUGGAGUUGGUAGGAGAGUUGUUUCUUUUUUGUUGAAAGUUUAUCUCAGUUUGAGUCUAGACCAUAAAUCUUAGUUUUGACAUUUCACAAAUUUACAACUUGCUUAAUGACUGGUGAACAGUGGCCUCGAAUUUGGUUUUCUAUUCUCCAUCGUGACCAAAACUUCCGCGGCAGAGACAAAUUUCUUGUGUACUAAAUGCGUUACACGGCUUAUAUCUUUAGAUCUCCCAUAAAGCGAAGGCCUCGAAUGUGGUCUCGAUCAAAAUCACCACAAGUUAGGAGAGGAGAUGAGAGGAGAGAUGAAAGAAGAGAUGACAGAAGGCGAAGACGAAGCCCGUCAUCUUCGCCAUCAAGGAGCAGAAGGAAUAGAGUCCCAUCACAGGUGGAGAGAAGAAGGCGCUCUCCCUCACCAUCUCCUCCUAAGAAUUCACGAAGAUCUCCUUCACCGCGCGGAGCAAAACCAUGGCAGAAAAGGGGAUCAGCAGCUACAAAGUAAGCCAUGAUCAAUUCAUUAACUUUCAUCAACAGAUCAAUCAGGAUUAGUCUAUACAAAAAACGCACUUUUUGUUUCUAUCCCGACAUCCAGCUUCAUAGCUCAGUUCGUUCAUUUAUAAGGGCCAAUCAGCGCGGCCCAUUGAUGUUUGCCGUUGUUUAUCUUCGGCGUCUUCUGCAUCAAGCACCAAGGAGUGUGUGUAGCCUAUCGCAAUUAACUCUUCCCCCCCCCCUCCCACCCAUUAUUUUGUCCAGUUUCGCUGACAUUUGGCUGGUACUCGGUUAUACUCCUAGGUGACUCUAUGAAAAUAAAGUUUCUUGCUCAAGAACACAGCACAAUGACCUAGCGAGGGCUAUUUUCGUAUUCUCUUUUCAUAGUGAAUGAACAGAUCGGAGACCUCGAAUUUUAAUUUCCUAUAUUUCUUUUUCUCAUUCGAACAGACACAUGGACGAUGAUGAGAAACAGAAGCGGCUUGCCGCCAUGAUGGAUAAUGCAAAGUACGUUUUAUUUAACCCUUUAUUUAACUCCCAGAAGUGACCAAGGCAGAGUUUCUCCUCACAAUAUCAAUACAGUAUCAAGCAUAUAAGUGAUGAGAAUGAAAAAAAGAUAUCAAUCAAGAGAUUAUUAGUUGAUCCAAUACCAAAUUCUCCGAACUAAAAUCAUAAGAAUUGUACGGUCGACAGUGAGGAGAAUUACUAAUGAGAUCUUAGGAAUGAAAGGGCGAACUUGUUUACCCUAGAAAUUUGUUUGCUUUCUCAGCCUUCCUACCCUUAAGUUACAACUUGUAGAAUGCUUUUCUAUCGAGUGUUGGAAAACCAAAACCAGAGCGUCAAUGAAAAUUCCGAGGAAAAACAAACGAAUGACCUAAAGCGCGGGAAAACGCGGGUUAUCAAGUGUUGAUUGGUUGUAGAUGUGUAUCUGAUUGGCAGUUAGGUUGUCGCGAGGUUUCCAAAUCAAUCACAGAGAGUAGAGCGGUUUUUAAUUGACUGUUCUAAUACCAAACGAGGGUAAUCACACGUACCAAUCAGAAAGGUAAACAUCGUCGUUAGCCAAUGAGGAAACGAAGAAUAUAGAGGCAAACUGCUUAAAGUGCGGGAAAACGCGGGUGACCUAGUGAUGAUUUGUUUUAAUUUUGCGUCCGAGUGGUUGAGAUGAUGGCGUGAUUUUUCUUGACCAAUUUUAAAGCGAAGUAAAGUAUCUCGGAUUACUUUCGACACCUGAUUGAAAAUUAGUCGAAUGAAAUGGAACCAACGUCAUCCUACGUAUGCAAAGUGUAGCAACUGGUUGCUCUAGUUAUAUAGCAACCAGUUGUCGACAAGCAAAACAAGCCAAAAAAACAUCUUAUCAGGAGAAAAUCUUAGAGUUAAAGAAGGCAUAUCUUAAGGUUAGCGGGAGGUGAAUUAUGUGAUUCCACAAAUCGAGACAAAAUCCCAUUUCUUAGUAAGGUUUUGUUGCAACUAGUGUCUUGAACGCUUAACGUAUUUUUUGUAAAACCAAUUUUCUUUCAUUGCACUCACCUAGGUGGCGGGACGAGCAGCGCGGGAAAAAUAUUAAGCGAUACAAAGUAAGUAACGAACGUUUCCAAAAAACUGGCCAAGGUUACCGUGAACCACCGACGUUACAAUUGUGCUGUGUCACAACCAUAGUUAUUGCAACAGCCAAUCACGAUAGAGGAGAGUUACAGAACGAGCCGAUGAGAGUUCGCAGACAGAAGAACAUGCCAUCACGUCAUUGCUUUUCACCAGGAUCUCAUUUUAUCUUGAAAUGUAUUUCUUUCCAGGAAGAAGACGCGAAAUUGGAGGAAAAGGAAGCUUUGGAUAAAGAUAAAAGUGCCAGCUUUUUACAGUAAGUUGAACUGUGGCUAAUGGUUUUUUUUCUUUUAGAGGACAUAUUUUGUCGACGUGAAAGUGAUUUUUUAAUGGAUUGUCGAAUAUACUGGAUUUUACCUCUCAGGCCGAGUUCAGACAUCGAACCUUUCAUGGUUUAAAUAGCCUUUUGACUCCAAAGAGUGACAGGCAUCUAAUUUCUCCUUACAAUAUCACCCCUGAAUGAAUAAAGGAAAUGAUCACUAACCAAAGAAGCUCUUGAUUUUUAAACAAUUUCUCUUUUUCAGCACUUUAAGAAAUGUAUAGAGAACAGUUAAAUUUUGGUGUCUCAACUCGACCUCAUGAAAAACUGCCAUGGUUCGAAACUUGAUACCACUCUUCCAUGCACAUCAACUUUGAGUUCUCAUUGAAAUAGAUGUCGGAACCCACACAAAGAUGGCGCUAUUGUAGAAUGACUUCUUGUUGAUGAGGGAUACAGCUUAUUGUUUGAUUUAUUUUACCCUCAACAGAGAGAUGAAAAUUCAGUCGUUCUCUUCUAAGGAAACCUCCAGUGUUGGUGACCGCAUUCGUCGAAAUAUCAAUUCUGUUCAGAGGACAUCAGCGGCACUGGAGUCUUUCCUUAGCAAAUAA